Alternaria arborescens is the source of this 1098-nucleotide messenger RNA. RefSeq lists its product as hypothetical. Bases 1 to 1098 code for a protein of 365 amino acids. Gene Ontology annotation, molecular function: cutinase activity. Gene Ontology annotation, biological process: carbohydrate catabolic process. Gene Ontology annotation, cellular component: extracellular region. The record is from RefSeq and is a predicted model, not a curated record. NCBI's taxonomy places the organism in Eukaryota, Fungi, Ascomycota, Dothideomycetes, Pleosporales, Pleosporaceae. The transcript has a single exon.
AUGAAGUACUACGCCGCUCAAGUUUUCGCUCUUGCCAGCAUUGCAACCGCAUUCCCGCAUCCUCAGCUUCCAUCGCUACCAUCCUUCUCGCUACCAACCGGAGGACUAGGUUCUGGUCUAGGCUCAGGUCUUGGUGGAGGAUUGAGUCUACCAACCAACCUUCCAUCUCUCGGAGGUGGAGGUGGUCUCCCAUCACUUGGAGGUGGCCUCCCAUCGCUUGGAGGUGGAGGUGGAGGCUUCUCCCUCCCAACCAACCUACCCAGCCUAGGCGGAGGCAGCACCGGUACAGGCGGCUCUGGCCUGAGCAGCUGGCUCAGCGGGCUAGGCGGAGGCCUCGGCGGCCUUGGAGGGCUCGGUGGCCUUGGAGGGCUCGGUGGUGGUGCUGCGGGUGGCGGUGCUACGACAACAGCCGACGCCGUUGUGCCCUCACCUUCAAAGACUGGUGCUGCAGCUGCACCCUCAGCGACUGGCGGAGGCAACACUGGCGGUGCCGGCACGAUCGGCGCGAACUGCCAAGUUCAGUCUGGAUCUUCCAACGCUUUCGGAGGAAGCGAGAACGGCAUCGUAGACAAGAACUGCUGCACCGAUAUGACCAUCGUCUUCGCUCGUGGUACGGGAGAGAUGGGCAACGUCGGAAGCGUCUCUGGACCGCCAAUGUUCAAGGCUAUCCGCGAGAAGCUGGGUAACGACCGUGUUACCGUCCAGGUUGUUGACUACGCUGCUUCCGCUGCUGGCAAUGCCAACCUCGGUGGUGACGGUGGCCAGAAGAUGGCCGACCUGGUCAAGCAAGCCAAGUCUCAAUGUCCUGACACCAAGGUCAUUGUGUCGGGUUACUCUCAGGGUGCCAUGGUCGUGCACAAUGCUUUCAGCAAGGGUCUUUCUGCCACGGAUGUUAGCGGUGCUGUCAUGUUCGGAGACCCAUUGAAGCGCCAGGCCAUCAGCGGUCUUUCAGCCGACCAGAUCAAGCAAUUCUGCGGUACUGCUGACCAGAUCUGUGGUGGCGGUGGUGAUGGCGGUGCGACUGGAAGCCAUCUCAGCUACGGCAGCAGUGCGGAUGCGGCGGCUUCUUUCGCUGUCCAGGCCGCUGGCCUUGCUUAG